Molecule: messenger RNA, 1866 nt
Organism: Aspergillus viridinutans
Lineage: Eukaryota; Fungi; Ascomycota; Eurotiomycetes; Eurotiales; Aspergillaceae
Product: putative glutamine rich protein
Exons: 2
Coding region: 1-1866 (621 amino acids)
Source: RefSeq, a predicted model, not a curated record
AUGCCGACGGCCGAUCUCAAAGACCUCCGAGCACAAUUGGAAACGAAGCCAGGCUCUGAGCGCCCUACGCCUCAGGCUCCACCUCAGGGAACAGCCACAGGUCAGGAACCCGCCCAAGCUCCUGCCCAGACUUCCGCUCCAGCUCAAGCUGCCCCUCCGGCUAUGGCUGCCGCUCAAGCUCCGGCCCAGACUCCCGCUGCCGCCCAGACUCCCGCUCCGACCCAGAUUCCUGCCAUCCCCAGCACACAGCAGCACCAGCGGUCUAAUUCCGCGGACAUUGAUAUGGAGGAGGAUGAGGAGCUCGGUCACAACGAAAAAUUGCUUAUUAUCAGAGCAAUCUCUGACGCCCCUGAUGACCCAACCACGUUUAAGAACGCCCUUGACAAUGCUCUUCCGUUUGCCGUGGAUUUCAGAAAGCUACAAGCGCUUCUCCAUCCCGACAAAUAUCAAGGAGAGGAAAAGAUUCAGGCUCAAAAGGCGUUCCAAAAGCUGUUAUCAUUCCGAGAAAAAUCUGGAAGUCUUCUCCCGGGCGCGGCCGAUAGGCAUACUAAUUUCUAUUAUGGGAAUGAUGCAAGCCGCCCAGCAGAACACGUCGAAGGCCAGCUUUCAUCAUACCAUAAAGAUGCGCACGAGCGAGCAACCCCGCAUCUCAAAGUGCUUUUUUCUGCAUUAGAACAUAAUCCAAGACUGAACCCUCAGGCGAACUUGGAAGGCCUAGACGAAAAAGCCAAGGCCGCUGUUGCGGCGAUCGACAGCAUUAAUGCUGAGAUGAGAGCUGGCAAUGAACGACUGAAGAAAGACCCUGAUCUCGGGAUGAUCAGAUACCCCGAGUUAUUUGGGCGCUGGAGAGUAUUCUUCCUGCAGCCGGAGCUGAUACCUACGCAAAGCGCUGCGAAUUUACAAUGGUGUCAGAAAUUUCAUUAUCCAAAUGAAUGGGCCACAUUUUCAAUUGGCGCAUCGGCAUCUUCCGCCAAUUCGUCUGGCAAUUCGCAGCCUCACGCCAGUACAGACACUCCAGGAAACAGUGUUCAGCUUUGGAACUCCACUGGUGGACAGAUACGUACGAUCGCCAUUGUACCGAGAAAGACAACGCGCUCUAUCAACCCCGGCUACACAUCAAGCGGUGAAACGAUACGUAUGGUUCAAUCACUUGGAAGAAGUGCCCGCUUUGUGGUGGAGGAUGCGCAGGGCAGGGUGCGGCUUGUGUCAAGCGCUGCCGCUGGGGGUCAACCGGCAUUGGACGGAGCUACCAGGGCCAAUAUCCCAACCACACUGCGUGGAGAACAAGAGAUCAUGAAACUUCGCGAUCAAGUCCGAGCCGGUGGUCAAUACGGUCUUAACUGGCUGGCCGUCAGAGAAUUAGAACUGGGAAAAAGCAGGCUUCCAUUCAUCGUGGCUGGCUUUUGGCACCAGGGGACAACUACUCCGCUGCGGGAGGAAGGUGUUUCACGGUCUGCUCUCAAAAAGAUACUCGCGCCUCACGAAGCUGACAGAUUGAUUGCUGAAAAUAUGAUCGGUGAUCCUGGAUACUCUGUGAAAGAGGCACUUGCAAUCCUUUCCCCUGGCGCGAAUAGUCACUCCAGACCAACAGCACCAUUGGCACUUCCCGACAGGGAGCACAAUUUCAACCCGUGGUUCCCAUCUAUGCCUCAACAGUUUCCUCCUGCUCUGAACGCGCCGCAAGGACCUCGUUUUCAACAGUCGUUUUCAACAGCCAUCGGCUCCUGCCCAAUUCCAGUUGCCGCCACAGUUUCAACAAUCAUUUCUACCCCAGACGCAGCAGGAGUUCUACCCUCAGUCAACCUUCCAGCAAACAUACGGCCAGUACCCGAGCGCUUUCGCAGCUCCUCCUCAGCCCCUGUUUGA